Sabethes cyaneus is the source of this 1137-nucleotide messenger RNA. RefSeq lists its product as uncharacterized. NCBI's taxonomy places the organism in Eukaryota, Metazoa, Arthropoda, Insecta, Diptera, Culicidae. The record is from RefSeq and is a predicted model, not a curated record. Bases 1 to 1137 code for a protein of 378 amino acids. The transcript has a single exon.
AUGAGUUCGAAUGACGAUUUACGAACACUGCGCACGAUUCAGAAUAAGUUAGCUGUGGUGCAAACUUUCAUUAAAAAUUACCAUGACAGUAAUCAGUGCGAAAUUGAAGUGCGAUUGCAGGUGCUCGAGGAAGCUUAUAAGGAUUUUUUCCCUCUUCGUGAAUCGAUAGAGCUGAUAUUGGAUGAGAGUGAGGAGACCAGUAGUAUCGAAAGUAGCUCGAAAGUAUCCAAAGAAGAGGCGAAAAAGAUCCGCGAUGACAGAAACACACAGCAGCUUACCGAAUUUGAGAAUAAAUACUGUGCUGUGAAAUCCCAGCUUCUGAAGCUACGGCCUAUACCUGAACCUCAUCAAGCCAUAGGUGCGAAUCAUGUCCAAGCAGAACAAACGGCAUCGUUCACAAAGGUCAAGCUCCCCGAAAUCCGUUUACCUUCGUUCAGCGGAAAAACUCGCGAGUGGAUAGUUUUCCGUGAUACCUUUCUGAGCUUGAUUGAGCAAAACCCGAACUUAAACUCGAUGAACAAGUUCACAUAUCUCAAGUCGUCGCUUACAGGAGAUGCACUUCAGGAAAUAAAUUCUAUCGAUCUCUCAGCUGCUAAUUACGAAGUAGCCUGGAAGGCUCUUCAGAGAUGGUACGAAAAUAAAAAACUAAUCGUCAAGUCACAUUUAGAUGCACUCUUCUCGCUUGAACCUCUCAGGAAGGAGACGUGCGACGGAUUACACUAUCUAGUGAGCGAGUUUGAGAAAAACUUACAAAUGUUGGACAAGCUGGGACAAGACACUGCCAAUUGGAGUACUCUUCUAGCUUAUAUGAUGUGCUCUAAGCUGGAUGCAACCACACAUCGUCAUUGGGAAAUUGAACACAACAGCAAAGACGUUCCAAAGUACGAGGAGUUGAUCAUCUUUCUUCGGAAUCAGUGUUCAGUUCUCCAGUCCAUGAUUCCGCAGAAAACGUCCGCUGCUGAAUCGCAACAGUUUAAAUCAUCAGCUUGUCAUUCCGUUGUUAAGGUUGCUAACAAAUGCCCGUUCUGUGGAGAACUCCGGCAUUCACCAUUUCAGUGUACGAAAUUUCAGAGGAUGAACGUAUCGGAGCGAACCGAGGCUGUGAUGAAGACGAGGCUUUGCAGAAACUGCCUCUAA